CUUUUUUAUGCUGUCUACAUUUUUUACAAAAAGCACCUAUUGCAAUUAUAAUGAAAACUCUUUGAAUUAAUAAAUUGCUGGCACAAAUUCAGUGUUCAAUUUUGAUAUAUGCUGUUCUAAUCACUGUGAGUUUACUCAAGUGCAGAAGGUCUGUGUCGUUGGAAAACACAGCCUUCAGAGAGAAAUUAUGAGCGGACGCACAACUGGGUGCAAGACAGGAGGAAAUACAUAGAGGUCCCCAAUGAGCACAAGCCAUUCCUCAUGGCUUGACUUGAACCUGGCCAUCACGGCCUCACAGAGCGCUGCAGUCAGCUCUGUAAGUUCACAGCCAGGCCCAGAGAAAGGCCGGGGAGUUUUAGUAUCUCCCCUUCCCCCAGAAAAGGUUCUUUUCCCUUUUCAAAUACUUGAGAUAGAAAAUUUGUGGUAGAAAAGAACUUGAACUAGAAGGAAAGAAGAUUGAACGGUGUGAGAAGCAGGCAAGAAAACUUUCCGGGCCCUCACCAUGCCCACCCUCCCUGCUGAAUCCACCACAGAAUACUUGCAGUACGAUGAGUUUGCGGAAGCCUGUAACAUGGAGGACGUCGUGGCCUUUGGGACUGUCUUCCUGUCCAUAGUUUACUCUCUUGUAUUUGCCUUUGGCCUGGUGGGAAAUUUGCUGGUGGUGUUUGCCCUCAGAAACAGCCAGAAGCCCAAGAGUAUCACCGACAUUUACCUCCUGAACCUGGCCUUGUCCGAUCUGCUCUUUGUAGCCACUUUGCCCUUCUGGACUCACUAUGUGAUAAGUGAACAAGGCUUUCACAACGCUGUGUGCAAACUCACCGCCACCUUCUUCUUCAUCGGCUUUUUUGGAGGCAUAUUCUUCAUCACCACCAUCAGCAUUGAUAGGUACCUGGCCAUUGUCCUGGCCGCCAGCUCCAUGAACAACCGGACCGUGCAGCAUGGCGUCACCAUCAGCCUGGGCAUCUGGGCAGCAGCCAUCUUGGUGGCAGCACCCCAGUUCAUGUUCACAAAAAGCAAAGAAAAUGAAUGCCUCGGGGACUACCCCGAGGUCCUGCAAGACAUCUGGCCCGUGCUCCGCAACGUAGAAAUAAAUGUUCUUGGCUUCCUGCUCCCCCUGCUCCUUAUGAGUUACUGUUACUUCAAAAUCAUGCGGACACUGUUUUCCUGCAAGAACCACAAGAAAGCUAGAGCCAUUAAACUGAUCUUUCUGGUGGUCAUCGUGUUUUUCCUCUUCUGGACACCCUACAACAUUAUGAUUUUCUUAGAGACACUCAAUCUCUACAACUUCUUUCCCAAUUGUGACAUGAAGAGGGAUCUGAAACGGGCCCUCAGUGUGACCGAGACAAUAGCAUUUAUCCACUGUUGCCUCAAUCCCCUUAUCUAUGCCUUUGCUGGAGAGAAGUUCAGAAGAUACCUUUACCACCUGUAUAGGAAAUUCCUGGCUGUCCUGUGUUGUCGUCCCGUCCACGCCAGUUUCUCCCAGUCUGAAUCACAAACGAGCAAGCGGGAAAGCAUUCUGAGCAGCAAUUUUACCCACUACACCAGUGAUGGAGAUGCGUCCAUCUUUCUCUGAAGGGAUCCCCAAAACCUUGUCCCAAUAGAGAGCCUGGAGUUCCCAAGUCUGACAGAGAACAAUGAGGACAGAUUUUGUUGUUUCUUACAUGCAAGAAAUGAUGGACCCAAUGCCCAAAAAACAACCCUAAAGUGUUUUUGAGAAUUGUGCUCAAAAUUUGAAUGAUAAAGGGUAGGCAUAUUUCUUAUUGCAAAUAUCAGGACUUUUUUGUUUACAAAUGACAAAAUUCAACUCAUUAGCUUAGCUAAAAAGGAGGUGGUGAGUGUUGUUCACACAGCAGCAUGGACAAGCGGGUGGCUGUGCCCUCAGAGUGCAUGGAAACCAGGGCUUGAAUCUAGCCAGAAUUUCCUCUUUCUGACUCUCAAAUCUCCAGGGGUAACAGAGCUCCCAUAUUCGCAUAACACAACUUUGUUAUCAAAGAGAGACUGAGACCCAUUUCUCUAGGGUCUCAAGGUCAAAAUUCCCAGGGAAGGGCUCUGAUUGGCUGAGUUUGUAUCAGAUGACCAUCCCUGGACCAAGUGGUGGUAUCCACAGGCAAGGGAUAGUAAGACGGCAGCUUCCAUUCCAAUCUCAUGGGUAGAGGUGCAGGAAGACGUAUUUCCAAGAAGCUGGAGGGGUGGGUGCUGUGUUGAUCAGAGAGGACAAGAGCUGCCCACCAACUUCACCAUGUGUCUGGCUCAGCCUGCCCCUGAUUGUACCAGCCAGCACUCACUGCCAGCCUCCUCUUCAUUAAACCCCCUUCUGCCAUGACCCCAAACCUACAAAGGUUCCCCAUCAAGCCCAAACUCAAAUGCCUGGCCUCUGAGACCCUCCACCAUGUGGUCCCACUAACAGAUUCCCAAUUGCCUCUCCUUCCCAAAGGACUCUACCUACCCUGUCAGUCAGGUUUCUCCCAUCCAACUCCGUGCAUCUCCACCUCCUCCCAAACCCAGAGGGAGAAAUAGAAAGAAUCCUGGCCCAAACUGAGAAGUGAUGGUUUCUAAUCUCAACUCCAUCUACUGGGUAGCUUAGGGCCAACUUAGCUUCAGUUUCCUCAUUUGUAGAAUGGAGAUAAUGGUACUUUUCACAUACGGAGUAUUCUUUCCAGCGUGAAGAACCAGGCACCAACUCUUGCAGGUCCCAAACCUCUUGUCUGCUUCCCAGACUUCAGCUUUCCCCUGACCUGGCACCAUGCUUAAGCAGUAGUGUUGACAGAGCUUGGAGGAGCCUGCAGGCUCUGCUGCAUGAUAUAGCCCAGAUACAGAAGGGGCUGGUCCCUACAGUGGCACUCAAUGGACACUCCUGGAUGUACAGAUUGAUAACCUUCCCUGACCCAACCCUCCCAGGCUGCCUUGAACAUUCCUUCCUAAUCCCCUCAUGGCAAGACUCUGCCCAUCUGGAGAGAACCCCCAACAUUCAUGCCACAGCCAGCCUGGAGAACCAGGGUCACAAGAGCAGCUUUCUUUUUUCAGUAAACAUUUGGGAUGCUCUAAAACUUUAAAGCUUGAAGAUCAACUGUAAUAAUGCUAAAGAAAAUGUCAUCUCUAACCUAACUACACAAUAUUUUCAUCUGCCCAUCCAGACCCUGUUCAUACCCUCACAUGUUUAGAGUUGCAGUCAUAAUGUACAGUUUUAUAACCUGCUUUUUUCCUCUUAACAUUAGGCCACAAAUAGCUAUCCUUUUCUAUAGAGUUUUGUAAUGGUCAUUUCAGAAGACUUUGCCAGGUUGUGUAUUCAUUGAAGGCAUCUGACUCUGCUGUAUGUCUGAUACCUCCUUGGCAGUCAGUAUAUUUGUUUAAUCAAUGAGAGAAUAAAUCAUGUUCCAUCAAGAUCAUAUACUGUAGGUUGCUCAUCAUUAUGCUAUUGACAAAUGUUUCACUUGUUCCAACUAUUUAGCAAAUACAUAUUUUAAAGUACU
Diceros bicornis minor is the source of this 3470-nucleotide messenger RNA. It is a transcript of the gene CX3CR1, whose product is annotated as C-X3-C motif chemokine receptor 1. Gene Ontology annotation, cellular component: membrane. The transcript is spliced from 2 exons. Lineage: Eukaryota; Metazoa; Chordata; Mammalia; Perissodactyla; Rhinocerotidae. The record is from RefSeq and is a predicted model, not a curated record. Gene Ontology annotation, biological process: chemotaxis; immune response; G protein-coupled receptor signaling pathway. The coding region runs from base 503 to 1573 and encodes 356 amino acids. Gene Ontology annotation, molecular function: C-X3-C chemokine receptor activity.